GGAGGAGGGAGGGAUAGCGAGAGGUUAGAGAGAUAGACAGGUUAAAGAGAUGGAGGGAGGGUCAGGUGCAGAACAGUGAUAUAAGUGAGGCAGACAGACAGACUGAGGGAGAGCUGAAGAGGGCCAGGGGGAAAUGAGUGUUGCGUUCCCAGCGUUUCUGCCCUCAUUUUCUGCUCCACAUCGUUUGGACAAUAGGAUGGGCUCACCCUCUGUCCCCUGACUGUCUCCCCUUACCCUGGCCAUCUCCUCUCCACUGUCCUCUUUCACUGCUUAGCAGCUGAACUGGCCUGUUGGAAGUGGCUUGACACACUGACACAGAAAGAUGGGGGGAGAGAGAGAAAGGGAGGUAGAAUGAGAGGGAAAUGGUUGGCGUCCACUCCUGUGUUCCUGUUAUGUUUGGUCCUAUUCACUGUCAGUUCUCCCUGCUGAGACUGAGCCUCUGUCUCACACACGCAGGCGCACAAGCAAGCAGUGUUUCCCAAUAUGUUUCAGUACCAGGGACAGGCAAGCAAUGCUCCUCCCUCCUUAGAGUAGCCAAGUGCCUAGAUGAAACUGUAGAAUGGAAUAAAUCAAUGUCAGGAGGUCAGCAACAUACUCCCAAGGACCAGGGAUUGACACACUGCUUUAAACUCAGCCUCUACAACUGAUUAUGGAUGAUUAGCCUAUGCAUGCAGAAAGGAGGUAUGAGUACUCCGUCAGGUCGUAAGAGCCCCGUGGACUACGGGGUUCAGAUCCGCUUCAUCAACGACUCAGGAGGGGGGCUCCCCUCGACCCAGCUGAGAUCCAAGCCCCCCUCCACCUCUAAGUACGGGGUGGCUGUCAGGGUCCAGGGCAUCGCUGGACAACCCUAUGUGGUUAUGAAGGACGGGGGCCCAAAGGGAGAUUCGUAUGGGGUGCAGCUCCGUACCCACUACCCCCCGGGUUACGGCAGUUUGCUCCGCAGGAGAGACGGAGAGGAGGGAGAGGGUGGAGGAGGGCAGGGAGGGGCGUUACGCAGAGCACAGUCACAUGGUUCAUUACUGGAGAGUGAGGGGGGAGGAGGAUUUGGGAGACCACCAGGGGAUGGGAGGUCUGGUAGCUAUGGGAACCUGGAUGGAGGGAUUGGGGUUGCGGAAGAGAGAACGGAUAGAGGGGGGUAUGGGGAGGGGGGUAUGGGGAGGAAUAUAAUGUGUGGCUCGUAUCAGUCCGGGCUCAACGGGUCACUAGGGAGGGGAGGGGGCAGUCAGUAUGCCCCUGACCUCCAUCCUUCCCAAACAGAGCAGCCCACCCUGACCAUGGCACACCCCCACCCCCAGAGCCUUCCUUACCCAGCACAGCCCCACCCCCAGAGCCUUCCUUACCCAGCACAGCCCCACCCACAGAGCCUACCUUACCCAGCACAGCCCCACCCCCAGACCCCUUUCAACAGACUGAUCAGCAGGUUUGACAGCAACAGCAGUACUAGAGAACAACAGAGGGGGCGCUCUCCUGUAGCAGAGGACCCUAGAGACACCAUCUCCCCUUCCCUCGCCCCCAACCCCUAUUCCUCCUCUUCACCAUCUCUCACUCCCAAUCCCUACUCCUCCCCUCCCUCCUCCACUCACAGCAGCCUGGGACGGGGCCAAGGCUCCGUCAGCAAGGCAACGUCCCACCCAGCCAAUCAGCGGGCUCUGCCGGGGAGGUUUGUCUCUGUGGAGAUGCCGUCAGCCAAUCGGACAGACCCGCUGGUGACCCCUGACCUUCUGCUUCAGAGUUCAGAGGUCACCAGUGAGGAGGAACAGGUCAUGCAGACCAUCUACAGCGUCCUCAGAGAAGGGACUAGUGAGAGUGACUCAGUCAUCAGACACAAAGUCAGGGUGAUCUUCCAGAAGAUCCAGGGACUUAAGCCCAGUGAGAGCUCUGGUGAGGAGUGGAGGAGAGAAAAGAGGGAUCUGGAGAAGAUGAUGAUGGAGCUACAGACCUCUCUACAGGAGGAGAGGAGGGGCUCUGUGGGCAGCUCUGACCCUGUGUUAAAGGCAGAGCUGGAGUCAUGUCUGGAUGAGAACAUGCAGCUCCAGGAGACUGUGGACAGGAAGAAGACUGAACUACAUCAGACACAUGCUGAGCUGAGUCAGUUGCGUAUGGAGAGAGAGAGUGCUGAGUCCAGAGUCAGAGAGAUGGAGGACCGACUGCUUGAGCUACAGGAGGAGCUGAGGACAGAGAACGGCAACAAGACGGACCUGGUGACGUGUCAAGCGUCUCUGUUGGAGGUGUCCAUGUUGAAGCAGAAGCUGGAGGAUUCUCUGAGACAUAGAGAGAGGGAGCUGACGGCUCUGAAGGGAGCUCUGAAGGACGAGGUGGCCACGCACGACAAAGAGAUCGAGACACUUCGAGAACAGUACAGCACUGACAUGGAGAGACUGAGGAGUACCAUGGAGCAGGUCUCACAGUCUCAGGCGGGUAUUGAGUCAGAGCGGUUGCGUGUGAAUGCAUCGGUGCGUACUCUACAGCAGCAGCUGGAAGACUGCAGGGACGAGAGUGGCCACUGGAUGACGCAGUUCCACAGUACUAGAGAUGAACUACGGACCACCAAACAGGAGAUGCUGCAGGCUCGUCUGGAGAAAGAGGAGCUCGAGGAAGAACUGAACCAAGUACAGGAGAGAGUCAACACCAUGAAACAGCAGAUACCAGACCCCAGUCAUACACACACACUCAACCAGGAGCUGCAGAGUUUGCGUGCCGAUCUGCAGCAGGCCCAAUCAGAGGCAGAGAAGAAAAGGGCGGAGCUCGAUAAAAAGGUCAUGGAGGUAAUCUCCCUGAAGAAGGCCAACCAGGAGCAGGAGGCGGAGCUCAAGUAUGAGAUGGACAGGCUGAGGGGCCAAUCAAAUCGAGCCAAAGAGGAUCUAGCCAAAGCCCAGGAGAGAACCAAACAGCUCCCUGACCCGUCGGUAGUGUCUGGCCUGCAGUCAGAGCUGACUGAUGCUCGUGGGGAGAGAGACAGACUGGGAGAGAAACUCGCCAGCACUGAGCAGGAGCUGCAGUCAAACACAGAGCGGCUGGCCAGAACCCAGACAGAACUAAACGCUCUCAGAGAAUCACAGCAGGAGCAGGAGGCAGCUAACACACGCCUCCGAGAGAAACUCUCACGCCUGGAGGCUCAGCUGGCUUCCAGUGCAUCAGAGAGUUCGGAGGCAGAGCUGUCCCUCCAGGCGGAGUUGAGAGGGCUGAGGCAGGAGCUUGACGAGGCCAGGAGAGGAGCCUCUCGGCUGGGCCAGGACCACCUGCAGCUCAGCCUGCGUCUGGAGGACAGGGAGAAGGAGAGGGACCAGCUCACACAGACCAACACACAGCUGGAGGAACAGAGGAGACAGCAGGAGCGGUCCCUGGACAAACUCAAUAAGGAGUUUGAAUCUUUGUCCCAGUCGUCUGGUGAGGAGGUGCAGGUUCUCAGAGCCCAGCUGGAGGAACAGAGAGAGAGAUCUCGCAGGGAGACACAGGAGGCCCAGAGGCAGGGCAACGACAGACUGGUAGAACUGGAGAGGAGCCAGACCUCCCUCAAGAGACUGGAGGAGGAGGCAUCCCGUCAGAAGAAGGAGCUGCUCUCUGUGGUUGAGGAGCGAGACAAUGUUCAGCUGGACAAGGAACUGCUCACCAACCGCCUGCACCACCUAGAGGUUGAACUGGAGAACAGCAGGAGCAGCCUCACAGACAAGAGCAGGGAGCUCCGCAGCACGGAGGACAAGAUGAAACGACUGGAGCUGGAGCUGGAGGAGGAGAAGGGAUCUGUGGAGCUACUCACUGACAGAGUCACCAGGACCAGAGACCAGAUGGAGCAGCUGCGUUCAGAGCUGAUGCAGGAGAGAUCCUCCAGACAGGACCUGGAGCUGGACAAGAAUGCCCUAGAAAGACAUAUGAAGGAGUUGAAGACCAGAGUAUCUGAUAUGGAGGGUCAGUCUCGCUCCUCUGUAGGAGUGGCUCAGCUGGAGAGUAAAGUUCAUGAGUUGGAGGAACGCCUCCACAGUGAGGAUAGGGAGAAGAACUCCAUGUUGUCGUCUCAGCGUCGCCUGGAGAAGAAACUGAAGGAGCUCAACUUUACCCUGGAGGAAGAGAGACACCAACACACAGAACAGAGAGACCAGCUGUCUCUGCGUGUGAAGGCUCUGAAGAGACAGGUGGAUGAGGGGGAGACAGAGGUAGAGAGGAUGGAGGGAUUGAGGAGGAAGGCCCAGAGAGAGAUGGAGGAACAGAUGGAACUAAAGGAGGCCUUGCAGGGCAGAGUCACCGCGCUGGAGACUGAGCUCAAGAGGAAGGUGCAGCAGGCGCAGCGUCAGGCCCUGGACUCGUCGGCUAUGAGCUCUGACGAAGAUGAUGAAGGCCUGUAUGACCCCUCCAGCAUCACAUCCAUCCUCACUGGGAGCAACCUUCACACCAGCUCCUGCUAGAGGGAGGGAGGGGUAGUGGCAACCUUCACACCAGCUCCUGCUAGAGGGAGGGAGGGGUAGUGGCAGCCUUCACACCAGCUCCUGCUAGAGGGAGGGAGGGGUAGUGGCAGCCUUCACACCAGCUCCUGCUAGAGGGGGGGGUGGGUAGUGGCAACCUUCACAUCAGCUCCUGCUAGAGGGGGGGGUGGGUAGUGGCAACCUUCACACCAGCUCCUGCUAGAGGGAGGGAGGGGUAGUGGCAACCUUCACACCAGCUCCUGCUAGAGGGAGA
This is a messenger RNA of Salvelinus fontinalis (brook trout), 4671 nucleotides long. Its product is annotated as cingulin-like. The transcript has 20 exons. The record is from RefSeq and is a predicted model, not a curated record. Lineage: Eukaryota; Metazoa; Chordata; Actinopteri; Salmoniformes; Salmonidae. Gene Ontology annotation, cellular component: myosin complex. The coding region runs from base 654 to 4400 and encodes 1248 amino acids.